AUGCCCGCCUUCCCUGGUCUCUACGUCGACUGCACCUCGGUGAGCGACCGCUGGCCUGCGCCGCAAGGCAGCGUCUUUGUCUCGCCCUUCUGCGCGUUUGUAGCCCAGUGGGCACACAAGGUUGAGCGCUUCGACGAGACGUUUCGCUUGACAUUCACCGACGCGCAAGGGACAGAGUUUUCUCGGCUGCUCCUGCUGUGCACAAAGGUCAAGGCAGUCAUUCUCUAUAACGACAACGGCACAGACCUUCGGACGAUCUUGAAGACGCCCUCCCGCAUCUCGGAGCUCCAUCUCAUCGACUUUGACGACAUCAAUUCAGGGACGCGAGACGACUGGGCUGUGCCCGUCAUGCAGUGGCUGGCACUCGAUCGCGCCUUUCGUCUCGGCUUGUCGGGCUGCAAAUCGCACUGCGAUGCGGAUGUCGCACGCGCCAUUGCGUCCGCACCAGCAGUCUCGACCCUCCACUUGAACGACUGCGACGUUAUUUAUGCUGGCCUGGCGGCGAACGCGCUGCCGUUGUGCCACGUCACAGAGCUCGUUGUGGAUGCGACGUUGGAGCGCCUUGCACCCUUGCUUGAUAUCUCGAAGCUCACAACACUCGAGCUCUGCGGCGACGGCAACGAGCUGCUCGCGUGCUCGCUUGGUGCACUGCAGACCUGCUCCGCACUGGAACAUCUCUCGCUUGAUUAUGUGGCGGUAUACGGACCUGCGCUCCACACAUGGGAAAUCGACGCCAAACAUCGCUCCGUGAGCGUUGUCAGUUCGGACUUGGAUGCCUCCAUUUUCGAAACUACGCUCGACUGGAUCGCAAGAGACUUGGACGAUUUUGGCAGCGCUCUCCAGCGCUUGGUACAGAACGGAGUUCAAUCGGUCACGUACGAGCACAACGAAGCAGCACUGCAGGACGUGAACGCGAAAACGCUGGCCGACGCGCUGCGUUCCCUCCACGCUCCGACCCGUUGUACAUUGGACCUUUGCUGGACGUACGCAAGCGUGGAAGGCUAUCGGAUGCUGCUGGACGCACUACCCACCUGCAUGAACUUGACGCUCGUCCUGUGUUUGGAGCGACCAAACUGGCUCGCCGAGCACAUACAAACCACUGGAGGCCAUGUGACGAUGGACGUGCGUGGGGACCGGUACGAGCUGCACAGUCGACGUCGGACCUCGUGGCUGAGCGAGGGUCCAAGCGAGUAG
Messenger RNA from Saprolegnia parasitica CBS 223.65, 1194 nucleotides. RefSeq lists its product as hypothetical. The transcript has 2 exons. The record is from RefSeq and is a predicted model, not a curated record. The coding region runs from base 1 to 1194 and encodes 397 amino acids. Lineage: Eukaryota; Oomycota; Saprolegniomycetes; Saprolegniales; Saprolegniaceae.